GUUUUUAUCGUCUGGAUUGACUCAGGGUAUUAGUGGAUCUAACGGGAAAGAAGCAAAGAUAUGGGUCGUGGAGUUAGUAGUGGAGGAGGACAGAGUUCAUUAGGAUACUUGUUUGGGGAUGGUGAGGCUCCAACGUCAACCAAAACAAACCCCCAGGCAGUUCGAAGUGAAGCUCAGCCGAUAAAUGAAGAGCCAUCUUCAAAGCCUGCUGCUGCUCCUUCUCCUCCUGCUGAUGCUACUAAGCAGAUUCCAGCAGGUAUUCAAAGUAUCAGGGCAGAUGGUCAAAACACAGGAAACUUUAUCACGGACCGGCCAUCUACCAAAGUACAUGCAGCCCCUGGUGGUGGAUCUUCUCUGGGGUAUCUCUUUGGGGGCGGCAGCAGCUGAUAAAGAAUUUCCAAUCACCCAUCGCGUUUUAUUAUUUCUUAUACCUUGUUUAUCAACUAUCGUGUCAAUGUAAUUGUGUGUAUCGCAGAACGUCCUGUUGUUCUAUGUUUGCUACCUGGUGCUGGUGGGUAAGGGAGUUUUUUUUAAAGCCAAAAGUAUAUGUGGUUCAAUUGCACAAACUUCUGUCCAUAUUCGCAGUUGACAGCCAUUAUAUUCUAAGUUUACUCUCUUUGUUGCUA
This is a messenger RNA of Solanum verrucosum, 626 nucleotides long. Its product is annotated as protein SPIRAL1-like 1. The coding region runs from base 61 to 387 and encodes 108 amino acids. The record is from RefSeq and is a predicted model, not a curated record. The transcript is spliced from 2 exons. Gene Ontology annotation, biological process: cortical microtubule organization. Lineage: Eukaryota; Viridiplantae; Streptophyta; Magnoliopsida; Solanales; Solanaceae. Gene Ontology annotation, cellular component: cortical microtubule, transverse to long axis.